Gongylonema pulchrum is the source of this 348-nucleotide messenger RNA. Lineage: Eukaryota; Metazoa; Nematoda; Chromadorea; Rhabditida; Gongylonematidae. The record is from the annotation of a GenBank genome assembly.
CAUAACGAUCUGCGCUCGUUUCUCGGAUUAACUUGUCUGAUGCAAAUUUCAACACGGGACAGGGAUUACAUUAUUGAUCCGUUCCCGUUAUGGAACGAAAUGCACAUCCUCAAUGAGCCAUUCACCGAUCCAAAUAUACUUAAGGUCUUUCAUGGUGCCGACAAUGAUAUCAUUUGGCUACAAAGAGAUUUUGGCAUUUACGUUGUGAAUAUGUUCGACACCCAACGAGCUAUGAAGGCGCUCGAUUUCUCGAAAUUUUCAUACCAAUAUCUUGUUCAGGCUUGUUGUAAUCGCACUCUGGAUAAGAAACUGCAAAAAGCCGAUUGGCGCCUGAGGUUUCUUUUCUGA